Emiliania huxleyi CCMP1516 is the source of this 810-nucleotide messenger RNA. Its product is annotated as serine-pyruvate aminotransferase. Gene Ontology annotation, molecular function: L-serine:pyruvate transaminase activity; L-alanine:glyoxylate transaminase activity. The record is from RefSeq and is a predicted model, not a curated record. Lineage: Eukaryota; Haptophyta; Isochrysidales; Noelaerhabdaceae. Bases 1 to 810 code for a protein of 269 amino acids. Gene Ontology annotation, cellular component: peroxisome. The transcript has 2 exons.
AUGCUAAGGUCAGCUCUGCGGCCCGCGGGCGCUGCUGCUCGGGCCACGCGGCCCGCGCUGCACACGGCAAUGCGGGCGUGCGCCUCUGCGGUCACCAAGGUGACGGGCGGCUCGACGGGCGUCUUUCCGCAGGCGCCGAGCCCUCUGCAGGAGUUUUCGGUCGUCUACACCGACCGUGCGCUCAACCACAUGUCGGAGCCGUUCAAGAAGGUGAUGCUCGACAUGGACGAGCUUCUCUGCGACAUCUACGGCGCCGAUACCGCUGUCAUCAUCCCCGGGUCUGGGACGUACGGCAUGGAGGCGGUCGCGCGGCAGUUUGCGACGGGCAAGAAGGCGAUGGUGCUGCGGAACGGCUACUUCUCUUGGCGAUGGACCGACAUCUUCGACACGGGCGACAUCCCGUCCGAGUCGGUGGUGGUGCAGGCGCGGCCCUGCAACGUCGUCGAGGGCAAGCAGCAGUUUGCCCCGCCGCCGAUCGAGGAGAUGGAGGAGCGGAUCCGCGCCGAGAAGCCGGCCGUCUUCUUCACGCCGCAGGUCGAGACGUCGACGGGGAUCCUGCUGCCGGACGAGUACAUCGCCCGGCUCGCGGCCGCGGUGCACGAGGUGGGCGGCAUCUUUGUGCUCGACGCGAUCGCCUCGGGCACCGUCUGGAUCGACAUGAAGAAGAACGGGAUCGACGCGCUCAUCACCGCGCCGCAAAAGGGCUGGUCGGGCCCGGCGUGUGCUGCGAUCGUGAUGCUGUCGGAGCGCGGCGUCGAGGCGACGCGGGCCACCCCGGGCACCUCGCUCGCAUGCAACCUGGGCAAGUGA